Messenger RNA from Galeopterus variegatus (Sunda flying lemur), 890 nucleotides. It is a transcript of the gene ERICH6, whose product is annotated as glutamate-rich 6. The annotation marks the transcript as partial. NCBI's taxonomy places the organism in Eukaryota, Metazoa, Chordata, Mammalia, Dermoptera, Cynocephalidae. The record is from RefSeq and is a predicted model, not a curated record. The transcript has 5 exons.
AUUCAAAGCAUUUAAAAACUAUUUCUUAUCAACUUUCCAUGGAUAUUCCAAAAAAAGAGCCAACUGAUGACAGACUACUUGAUUUUCACCUAGAAAACAGUAACAUAUCCAUUGUUUGUUGUGAUUCUAGGGUAGCAUGUGGAAAGGUUAUGAGGAAUGAACUCUUAGAGAAGCACUAUAAACAUGGGAGCAAGUUUCUGACUUCAUUUCCAGAUGGGACAACACAAAUAUUCUAUCCAUCUGGAAACCUAGCCAUUAUCCGAGUGCCCAACAAGAUAAAUGGUUUCACUUGUAUAGUCCAAGAAGAUGUGCCCACUAACCCUUCCAUCCUGGCAGUGCUGGACUCCUCUGGCAGAAGUUCCUGCUAUCAUCCCAACGGAAAUGUCUGGGUGUACAUCAAUAUCUUGGGAGGUCAAUAUUCAGAUCAAGCUGGCAACAGAGUAAGAGCUUGGAAUUGGUCGAGUUCCAUCGCUUCCUUACCAUUUGUUUCAUUUAAACCUGUCUUUCUGGCUUUGAACCAUUACGUUGGAGUUCGCAUCCUAGAACAAGACAAGAUUUCCAUCACUUUUCUAGCAAUGGGCCAACAGGCAAGAAUCAGUGUCGGAACCAAAGUGAAGCUGCCACACCCCGAGGAGAUCCCGACCCUCCGACACCUGAGCGGGGAAGACCUGCUGCUGCUGGCCACCGUGGUCAAGAUUCGGCGCCUGUUUCAUAAACUUGAAAUCUGUGUGAAUUUCCCCUCGAGCCAGGUGUGGGAAAAAUUAAAGCAACCUUCCUACCUUUCUUCGCUUUCUCUAAAAUUAAUUGCCCUCUGCCACAAUUCCGGUAUAAAGAGCGAUAUAAUAACGACAAUAGUAAGAGAGAUAAUAAAUGAAAAGUUUAACUAAGAA